Messenger RNA from Sceloporus undulatus (fence lizard), 5085 nucleotides. RefSeq names its product ETS homologous factor (gene EHF). Gene Ontology annotation, cellular component: nucleus. Gene Ontology annotation, biological process: regulation of transcription by RNA polymerase II; cell differentiation. Bases 293 to 1195 code for a protein of 300 amino acids. Gene Ontology annotation, molecular function: sequence-specific DNA binding; DNA-binding transcription factor activity, RNA polymerase II-specific. The transcript is spliced from 9 exons. NCBI's taxonomy places the organism in Eukaryota, Metazoa, Chordata, Lepidosauria, Squamata, Phrynosomatidae. The record is from RefSeq and is a predicted model, not a curated record.
UGGCUGUAUGCAAAUGUUUGUAAUCCCUGCGGAGUUUUUUUUAAAAGUUUAAUUUUAGAAGAUCCAAUCAGAAUAACAGGAAGUGACCUAAGGAAUUCCACAAUUGGCCAGCUACACAUUCUAAAAAAUGUUUUAAAAAUUAAUAUCACAUCCACUUACCUUCACUGCUGCAAGGUUUUUUAAAGUGAUAGUCUGCCACCUAUGUUUACUUAAUAUCAGACAUAGCCUGAUCAGUCUUUUCGCUGUUGCAGCUAAAGGAUUUCCCCAACAGACCCAGCAGCUAAAUGAGAUCAUGAUUUUAGAAGGAGCUGGCAAAAUGAGUCUUAAUUCUGCCACAAGUCUUCUCCAUGAGCUGCCGUCCUGGACUGAUGGAUAUCCACCAUGUAAUGCACCAGGUAGUUUUUUUGGAACUCAAUGGCAUGAAAUACAUCCUCAAUACUGGACAAAAUAUCAGGUCUGGGAAUGGCUCCAGCAUCUCUUGGACACCAACCAGCUUGAUGCCAAUUGCAUUCCUUUCCAGGAGUUUGAUAUCAGUGGUGAACAUCUGUGCAACAUGACUUUGCAAGAUUUCACCCGGGCAGCUGGUACAGCUGGACAGCUUCUUUACAGCAGUCUUCAUCAUCUGAAGUGGAAUGGUCAAUGUGGAAGUGAAAUGUACCUGUCACACAAUGUCAUUGUUAAGACAGAACAAACAGAUCCAUGCAUAAUGACAUCCUGGAAAGAAGAUAAUUAUUUUUAUGAUAGUGGAUAUGGUGGCACAGUAGAAUUAGUAGACAGCAAAGCCUAUUGUCGAGCACAGAUUUCAAUCAAUGCGGCCAAUCACCAGCCUAUUGAAGAUUCUUCAAAUGUUAAGAAAAUAGUGCAAGAACAUCCUCAAAAAUCACAAAACAAGAAGCACACUCCUCGAGGGACUCACUUGUGGGAGUUUAUCCGUGACAUCCUCCUGCAUCCAGAGAAGAAUCCAGGGUUGAUAAAAUGGGAGGACCGAUCUGAAGGCAUCUUCAGAUUUUUAAAAUCGGAGGCAGUAGCUCAGCUGUGGGGGAAAAAGAAGAACAAUAGCAGCAUGACAUAUGAGAAACUGAGCCGUGCCAUGAGGUACUAUUACAAAAGAGAAAUUCUUGAGCGUGUAGAUGGUCGAAGACUCGUAUACAAAUUUGGGAAGAAUGCCCGUGGCUGGAGAGAAAAUGAGAACUAAAGGCAACUCAAAAGCCAACCCUCCCAACCCCAAAAAUGAUAGUUGUACAAUGGAGCCACUGCUAAAAGGAACUCCUACUGGAUGUAAAUAUUUCAAAGACUAUUUUCUUCUAUUUAUGUACAAAAAAUUGGGUGGAAGACAGUAAUCUAAUGGGAAGAAGGAACACUAUUGUUUGUCAAUGUUAUUUUUUUGAAUUUAAAAUAUGUCCUUCUACAGGGAAAAUGUACACAGUUUUCUGUGACCUAUGAUAAUGUGGUGUAGUUGUGUUUGGAUAUGUGUUUGCUCUUCUUUAUGAAGACUUCUGAAAAGUGUAUUCUGGGAUAAAUGUGAUUUAUUAUAAUGCUGUGAGAGUUAUAUGUAAUGGGAGGAAAUCAUAGGGCAUUACUUUUCAUUUGGGAGACUGCAAAUAAGGCCUACUACCUUCUGCAUAUAAAACAAAUUAGGGUUUAUCUCUAUCUUUUUUAUCUCAGUUGUAUGGGUUGUAUGAGGAAAUCUGUCCAUUCAUGUCAUGUCUCUCUUAUUAGAGGUAGCAGCAUAAGAAGAGGCAGACAGCAAACUGAAUCUGUCUUUAUGUCUUUAAUUGGUGCAAGGUAUGCCUUGGCCUCAUUUUAUGGUCCUAAAGUUAGAGGAAGAUUGAACAAUUUAUUUGAUUGUUGAAAGGAGGACUGUGUUAAGUUCUUGAAAUGACAGAUUCAGAACCAUGGCCUCACUUAAAGAGAAUGUUUGUAAAAUGUGGAUUUGUUAAAUUAGUGAUAUCACUGAAAGGAUUUUAAAAAAAAAUAAGUGAAAGGUGAAUUUGGUCAAUAGUCCUGAAGGCUUUCUUAUGUUCCGAAAUCAUGCUAUACUAUGACCAUAGACCCUCUCACAUCUCUCAGCACUAUGAGGGAUACUCAGCACCUUAUAGCACUGUACUCAGCACUUUAUAGUACUAUGACUCCACUUUAAUUGCCUUGGCUACAUCCGAUGGAAUCCUGUGACUUGUAGUUUGGUCAGCACUGGAGCUCUCUGGCUGAGGAUUCUAAGGCCCAAAACAGAUAGGCCAGAAAGAGCAGCUUCUGGCUGUUUUGGGGACAUGGCAUGCAGAUGAUGUAAACCCCCAGAUAGGCCAUAAGUUGCUCUGAGGCCACCUAAGGCAGCCCGAAAUGGCGGACAAAAGGAAUAGUAAAAAUCCACUUCUGCCAGUGGCUAAUUUGGGAUUGCAGUGACAGCCCAUUUUCAGAGUGGUCUGUGCAGCUGCCAUGGUCCCAGCCAAUCAGGGCCAGAUUACAGCUUCACCCCUAAGUUACCUGUCCUUAAAGUGCAAACCUCAGGAUUCCUUAGAAUGUUUGCAUGGCUGCUAAAGUAGAAUCAUAGUGCUAUAACUGAGUAGUGUAAAAUAACCACUUGAUUGUUCCUUGUUUGUUACUGUUACCAUGGUGGUGGUCAGCUUCCAAUUUGACACGAGUUUCAGUCCAAGUCUUUCCCUGCAAAGGAUUGAGCCCAAAAUUCUAUAGAUACUAAUGCUCUGCAGCACGGAAAGCAUGCAUUCUCUCAUACUCCCACGAGUAUGAUGUACACUAGCCUCAGCCCCACAGAGUUGAUAAACCUCCAUAUUUAUUGCACUAUAUGUCACAUUUAUUGGCACUCUCCUGCAUUCAAAAAUGUUACCUAUAUAUAACAUUAAUUUCUCCAGUUCUGUUUUAGCAGGUAACAUCUAUUUUUCUAUUUGUAAGGAUUUUAAAAUUAUUAUUGUUUUGGAAGCGUGUCCAUGUGGACACCUACUUGUAAUCUGAAACAAUACACUCAGAUACAGAUUUACCACUUCUGGGAAAACGAAGCCAUUGCCCUAAGGGCUAAAUUUUAAAAUGUCCUCUUUCAUUUUUCCCCAAAACCCAAACCUUGGUUCAACAUUUUUGACUAGAAUUCUGAGGUGCCAGUUUGGUAUUGUUUUGGAUGUGGGGAUGGAAGAACAUGACAAAACAGGUACAGUCAGCCUUCCACAUAAAUACAAAGAAAUUCCAAGAGGCAAACCUUGAUUUUGCCAUUCUAUAUAAGGGUCAAUAUGUAUAUAACAGGACUUGGGCAUCUAUGGAUACCAAGAGCCCAUUGUAACAGCAUAGAGCAAGAAAGCCCCAAAGUAGCUGGAAAACUGACCAGUCUUUGCAGGAGAACAAAGUUCUAUACCACCUUAGACAAACAGAUUUAUUAUGGCAUAGACAUUUGUGGACUAGUGCCCACUUGAUUUGCUGCAACAGGCUAAUUUGUCGCUCUCUCUCUCUCUCUCUCUCUCUGGGUUUUGCAGAGAAAACACACCUAGGCAUGUCAGGUAGACAACACCUUCUCCUGUGCAGUUCUUGCCAAAGCUGUCACCAUCAAUUAGAGUUAUGUGACAUUUUUGACUUUACAUAAGAUGGGUGAGGCAGGUUCAUCUUAUUUACAGAUGAAGUCAUAAGACUCCAUCCUUCAAAGCAAGUAUUUUGUUCUUGUAUGUUUUGUUAUUCUGAGAUACUACUUCUAUCUCUGACUAUAAUUUUGCUUUCUUUCUUUUUCUAUGUCUCUUUUCCCUCAAAGUUCCUGAUGUGUAAUUAAUUAUCCUACCUUCCAUUAAUGGUAGACAAUGGUCUGGACGUGUCAUUCUUUUCUGAUUUGGGCCAGUAUAGCAUGCGACUAAGUCAAAGAGCCAUUGCAAGUGUGUAAUAUGUGCCAUAUUUUAUAUAGACACAUUUAUAAAAGAGAAUAUAACAUCUCCCAGAUCACCAAGAUUGUACUUUUAAUUAAUGAAUUCCUGACAAUUAAAAGAGAACUUCACAGAGUCAUCUUUCCCUGGGUAAUAUGAGAUUGUAAUUGAAACAAGUUCUGCGGUACCUGCAAAAUGAUAAAAAAGCUGAUGCUUGCAAUACUAUGUCACAACUGUAGUGACUUUAAGGGAAGCCUUCAGGCACUUUCACUGCCAUUUUUUUCCCCUUUUGGGCCCUGCAUCUUUCAGGUUUUCGAAAUCUUGCAGUUAUUUUAUUGUUUCUCAGGCACUAGUCGGCAGAUCAUGUGGCAAUUAUGCCAUAAUGUAAAGCUAUGUUGUUGUAGGAAGGCUAGCAAGCAAUAGCAAGUACAUUUCUAUACGGCUUAUUGGUGCACUUAAGCACUCACUAAGCAGUUUACAAUGUGUAAGCUAAUUGCCCCCAACAAGCUGGGUAUUCAUUUUAGUGACCAUGGAAAGAUGCCAGGCUGAGUCGACUCUGGAGCCCCUGGCUGGUAUCGAACUGUGAGUGAGUGACUGCAUUACUAGCAUUUUACCACUGAACCACUAGGGCUGCUUUAAAGGAUGAUGCUAUAAAGGAUGAUGCUAUAAAGACUAUACCAUUCACAAUAAGUCACUAUUUCAAGAUUUUUAAAAGUUACUUUUAGCAUUAAAGCUCUCAGAGCUCCUCAGUCAGGAAGAUGAUUUUGGGAGUUGCCAUCCAAAAAUGUAUCUUUUCUAAGCUUAGAACCAUAUUGGUAUGUUGGGAAGCGUGUGAAAAUUGAUGGUAAUACAUACACUGCUGACUUUAGUUGGUGAAAUAAUCAUACUUUUUUCACAGCAUGAGAAAUUGAGUGCUGGGACUGUGCCAUGAUUUUGUUGUAAACAGAAAGAUUUAGUAAAACAUUUGCUCAUAAUAAAAUUCUGUUUGUUCCAAAUGAGCAUGGUGUCCAGUGAUGUUCACCCGGAAACAGUUUCCUCUAGGCAGCCUGCUCUCUUUAACUUCAGUUCCACUAAUUUUAUCAGAGGACUAGCAAUGUCUUCCAGCAUUCUCACCAUAUUGGAACUAGGGGUGCAUCUACACUGUAUAGAAUCAUAGAAUCAUAGAGUUGGAAGAGACCGCAUGGGCCAUCCAAUCCAACCCCCUGCCAUGCAGGAAAUCCAAUCAAAGCAUCCC